AUGGCGGAUGUGACCGCCACAAUUGUACAUGGAAACUUUGCAUAUCAGGGAAAUGUCUCUUACAUCGACACAUCUUUGAUGAUAUCCGAGUUAAAUCCGACAAUAUCAGAUAUGUCAUUGCGUUAUGGUGCUGUAGAGUGCUACAAGAACUUAGACUGUAACGCAGUAGAAAUAUGUUCAUCUGAAACAGGAACAAUUUUUCGACUUAGUUCAAAAAUUGCCACAUCAUUACAAACUGGAAGUAAUACCUGUUUACGUUAUGAAUUGGAGCACGCAUGCGGAUUGGGAUCCUACUUUAAUCGACUAAAGCGUGAAUGCGAAUGUGUCAUAGAUUGUGCACGUGACUGUGGAACUAGCACGCCCUCUCUUGGUGACAGUUUGCCUCAGACAGUAGUUUUAGGCGGUCAACAGUUUUCUACGAACUGUAUGAACACAGCCGGUCACAUCUGGACGAUGAUACAAAGGAGAGUUAACGGUUCUGUUGAUUUCUACAGAGGAUGGGCAGAGUACAAGACCGGAUUUGGUGACGUAGAUUCUGAAUUCUGGAUAGGACUUGACAACAUCCGACUGUUGGUGACCAAUGGAUAUACAGUUCUACGAGUGGAAGUGGAAUACGGUGCAGAAUCUAAGUAUGCGGAGUACAGUAGUUUCUCUAUAGCGGGGGAGGGUGAUAACUAUCGACUCCAGGUCUUUGGAUACACUGGAACAGCUGGAGACGGUAUUUCGUGUGUACACCAGUUCUGCCACAACGGGGCUCAGUUUUCCACAUUUGAUAAUGAUAACGACCUUGACCUUUUGGAUAAUUUAGCCGUAAAGUGGCGAGGGGCUUGGUGGUACCUCUAUGGACAUAUGUCAAACCUUAAUGGUGAAUACGGCAAUAAUAAUCAUGGAGAGGGGGUGAACUGGUACCCUUAUAAAGGAUGGACGGUAUCUCUGUCUAAAACCCGGAUGAUGCUUCGACGAGCCUGA
Saccostrea cuccullata (small rock oyster) is the source of this 969-nucleotide messenger RNA. Its product is annotated as ficolin-2-like. Bases 1 to 969 code for a protein of 322 amino acids. NCBI's taxonomy places the organism in Eukaryota, Metazoa, Mollusca, Bivalvia, Ostreida, Ostreidae. The transcript has 7 exons. The record is from RefSeq and is a predicted model, not a curated record.